CUUUUUCUCUCUGCCUCUGCCUUUCUUUCUGUGUCUCACUCUCUUCCUUAUGGGUGUGGCCUCUACAAUAUUUAUGAGAUCUGCCCCUACUUGCUCAGCUAAUGAUGUAUUCCAGCCCGGGGUUAGCUGCCUCUGUAGAGCGGUUGCUGGGAGGGCAGUAGGACCAGAGUGAGUGGUGACUGUAAUUGGAAACCAAAGCUUUCACCGGCAGAGCUCAGCUACUUUCCAAUCACUCUUAGGUGCUUAAUUAAGGAAUGGGGAGAAGAGCUCCCGGUGCCUGAUAGCAAUAAGGAUUAUUUUACAAAGAAACUGGGAGCACGUUUGCAACUACCAGGAGGAAAAGGUUUUCUGCAAUGAGCCAGGUUUGGAAUUAAAGUGUUCUGGUGAAAGGAGCGGAGUCCAUAAACUGAUAGAAAUUUGAUGGCAUUGCAUUACUGAUCCCUUCAGUAGCUAGGUUUUAUUUCUUGGAUAUUAAGUUUCACAUCUGAAGAUAUGGCAUUUCUAGCAGUCCACGUGUUGAUUGGGAUGUUUAUUUACUCUAGCACUGUGAAAGGAUCCCCCCAGCCUCAGGCCAGGGUGUUCUUAACAUUCAAUGAACUGCAGGAAACCAAGACCUCUGAAUAUUACCAUAUAUCCCACCACCCACUCGAUUACAGGAUAUUAUUAAUGGAUGAAGAUCAGGACCGGAUCUAUGUGGGCAGCAAAGAUCACAUUUUGUCUUUGAAUAUUAAUAAUAUAAGCCAGGACCCUCUGAGAAUUUUCUGGCCAGCAUCAGCAAUCAAAGUUGAAGAGUGCAAAAUGGCUGGCAAAGAUCCUACACAUGGCUGUGGAAAUUAUGUACGUGUGAUACAGACCUUCAAUCGCACCCAUUUGUACGUCUGUGGGAGUGGAGCAUUCAGUCCAGUAUGCACAUACCUCAACAGAGGGCGCAGGUCUGAGGAGCAAGUCUUCAUGAUCGACUCCAAGUGUGAAUCGGGGAAGGGGCGCUGCUCUUUCAACCCUAAUGUGAACACAGUAUCUGUUAUGAUCAACGAAGAGCUGUUUUCAGGAAUGUACAUAGAUUUCAUGGGGACCGAUGCAGCAAUUUUUCGCAGUUUAACCAAACGGAAUGCAGUGAGAACUGACCAACACAAUUCUAAGUGGUUGAGUGAGCCUAUUUUUGUGGAUGCUCAUCUCAUCCCAGACGGCACAGACCCUAAUGAUGCCAAAGUGUACUUCUUCUUCAAAGAGAGGCUUACAGACAACAGUGGCAGCACCAAACAGAUUCAUUCAAUGAUUGCUAGAAUAUGCCCAAAUGAUACUGGUGGACAGCGUAGUCUUGUAAACAAGUGGACAACAUUCUUGAAAGCAAGACUUGUGUGCUCAGUAAUGGACGAGGAUGGAACGGAGACAUACUUUGAUGAAUUAGAGGAUGUAUUUCUCCUAGAAACAGAUAACCCUAGAACAACAUUGGUGUAUGGAAUUUUUACAACAUCAAGCUCUGUAUUUAAAGGUUCAGCAGUGUGUGUGUAUCACUUGUCUGAGAUCCAAACAGUGUUCAAUGGACCCUUUGCACAUAAGGAAGGUCCUAACCACCAGCUAAUUCCAUAUCAGGGCAGAAUUCCAUAUCCACGACCUGGCACAUGUCCUGGAGGAGCCUUUACACCCAACAUGCGGACAACCAAGGAAUUCCCCGACGACGUUGUGACCUUUAUUAGGAAUCACCCCUUGAUGUUCAAUCCCAUUUACCCAAUACACAAAAGGCCAUUAAUCAUUCGGACAGGAACAGACUACAAGUAUACAAAGAUAGCAGUGGACCGAGUUAAUGCUGCUGACGGACGAUACCAUGUCUUAUUUCUUGGAACAGAUCAGGGGACUGUACAGAAAGUUGUUGUCCUACCCACCAACUCUUCUGCAAGUGGAGAGCUCAUUUUAGAAGAACUGGAGGUUUUUCAGAAUAAUGCUCCCAUAACAACAAUGAAGAUUUCAUCUAAAAAGCAACAGUUAUAUCUGAGCUCGGAGGAAGGGAUCACGCAGGUAUCUUUGCAUCGCUGCCAUAUCUAUGGAACAGCCUGCGCUGACUGCUGCCUCGCUAGAGAUCCUUACUGCGCUUGGGAUGGCAAUUCCUGCUCCAGGUUCUACCCAACAGGGAAGAGGCGGAGUCGUAGACAAGAUGUGAGACAUGGAAAUCCUAUGACUCAGUGCCGAGGAUUUAACUUGAAAGCGUACAGAAAUGCGGCAGAAGUCAUUCAGUACGGAGUGAAAAACAACACCACCUUUCUUGAGUGCACCCCUAAAUCUCCCCAGGCAUCCAUUAAAUGGCUCUUACAGAAAGACAAUGACCGAAGGAAAGAGGUCAAACUUAAUGAAAGGAUCAUAUUGACUGAGCAAGGACUCUUGAUUCGCUCUGUCCAGGAUACUGACAGAGGACUCUACCAUUGCAUUGCGACAGAGAACAGCUUCAAGCAAACCAUAGCAAAGAUCAACUUCAAAGUGUUAGAUUCAGAUAUGGUGGCCUUCAUGACUGACAAGUGGUCCCCCUGGACCUGGGCCAGCUCUGUACGAGCACUGCAGUUCCACCCAAAGGACUUCAUUGGAGCUUUCAGCCAUUCAGAAAUGCAGAUGAUUAACCAAUACUGCAAAGACAGCAGACAGCAAGGACAGCGCGGAGAAGAAUCCCAGAAGAUGAGAGGGGACUAUGGCAAGUUAAAGGCCCUGAUUAACAGCAGGAAAAGUAGGAACAGAAGGAAUCAAUUACCAGGAUCUUAAUUUUUUCAUUUGGAGCCUCAGAUGUGUUUGUUCUCCCUGAAGAGGGCUCUUGUUUGUCUGUUGAGAGCAUAUUAAAAUAAAAAUUAGUAAAGCAUGCCUGAGAAACAGUCUUCUCCCAGUAAAAUGCAGUGUAACUUAAUUAAAGAAAAUAUAAAACCAGCGUUUUCUUUGUGAGAUGCUCACUGGCACUGCAUAGGUCCCUAUUGUAGCAGCGAAACUGAAUAUGUACCUUAACCCAUUUGAUAUCCUGAUAUUUACUUACAGUUGAAGAGAAAGAAAGAAAAUCAGUGCAUUAAUUUGCAGUUUUGGAAUUGAGCAGAACAGAAGGGGAGAGAGAUAAUUUGGGUUAAGAUGGCUGUUCAAAUGAGGGUGAUGCCCAGGGAUUUCUUGCACUGCAUUUAAGUCUAUGAGUUUCUAAUUGUUUACGGUUCAAUGUUGGGUUUACAAUUUUCAUUCACUGUACAAGUCAUGUGAAUGCAUGAAGCUAAGAAGCUGGCAAAAGUAAAGUACAGUAGAAGUGGAUAGUACAGAAAAAAAAAACCCUCAAGGUCAAAUUAAGGUAAAAGUAGGACAAAAAGAGAAAAAAUGGUAUUAUACUUCAGGAAACACUAAUUAUUGUCCAUAAUAUGAGCUGUAAUACAUUCUGAGACUUAAUUUACAAAUAUCUCUGCUCAUAUUGACAUCAAAUAGUAUAUUGGCCCUAUUACACUUCAUAGCUUUGUAAGCAACAUGAGGACUCUGAUUAUAGGUAACAUUUUCAAAAGUAUAUAAGUCACUUAGGUGCUUUUGAAAAUGUGACCUUAAUGUGAGCAGAAUGUGGAUGGCUUGUACAAUAUUUCCUCAAAUACUAGAACCACAGAUUUCUUUUAUAAUGUCCCAAAUGAUAAAGGUUAGAGCUGGUUGAAAGAUGUGCAGAAAAAAUCAUGAAAAUGUUUGAAAGUUUCAAAAGCAGUAUCUUUUCAAAGUUUUCCAAGAGAGCUGACUAAAAAAUGUUCAGAAAAUUGCUUUCCAAAAUUAUUUGAUUUCAAAAAUGUCCAGUUUUCAAUUUUUUUCCUUUCUUUCAUCCUUUUCUCCUUUUUUUAUUAACCCAGGUGCUAUUUGUUGCUGAAAAGGGGGAAACAAGGGAACCGUUUAGAAUGGGGCAAAAAAUAAAAUUGAAAAAACUGUUUUUUGUCUUUCCCCCUGCUCCCCCCCGCAAAAAAGGAACAUUUCAAAAUAAGAUUUUUGGUGACAUUUUCAUUUUCAAAAGCCAUUUUUCAGCAAAAAACAUUUUUGUUAAAAAGAAAUCUUCACCAGCUCAUGAUUUGUAACAUGCCAAAUAGAACUGGUUGAAAACUUGGUGAAUGUUUUUCUGUCCAUCCAUCCAGCUUGGUACAAAAAUGUCACCAUUUUCCAACCAUCUGUAAUGCAAAAUAUCAGGGGCAAAUCCUGCUAGCCUUACAUAUGUGAGAAGUUUCCUGGGGUCCACGAAGACUACUCACAUAAGACAGUUAUUAGCAACAGAUAGCACCACAGAAUAUCACAGGCAAUGCAAUGACAUUUUGCGACUGCAGCAAAAUAAGCUAAUUAAAGAUAUUUUAUAUUCAAACAAAAUAACAUAAUUUUAUGAUGAACUGAGGAAAAAUAACUUCUAAACCCAGAGGCGGUUUUCAAAAAAAAAAUGCCAGCCAUUCUAAUAAAAUGAUGCCUUCAAACAAAGUAUCUAUAUCCAGAGGUUCUCAACCUGUGGGUCAGGACCCCAAAGUGGGUUGCGACCCUGUUUUAAUGGGGUCACCAGGGCUAGAAUUAGACUUGCUGCGGCCUGGAGCCAAAGCCGAAGCCUGAAGGCUUCCGCCCUGGGUGGCGGGGCUCAGGUUACAGGCCUCCUGCCUGGGGCUGAAGCCCUUGGGCUUUGGCUUUGCCCCGCGCAACCUGGGGCACUGGGGCUCAGACAGGCUCAGGCUUCAGUCUCUCCUCCUGGGGUCAUGUAGUAAUUUUUGUUGUCAGAAGGAUGUCGCAGUGCAAUGAAGUUUGAGAACCCCUUAUUCUAUCCAUUAUUAUUUUAACUUUAUUUUAAAACAGUUUGUGAAAGCUUUUUGAGCAUGAUUCUUAGCCCACUUCCUUUGGUGUAUAUCGGGAGUAAGUCUACUGAAGUGAGUAGAAUUACUCAAGAUUUACAGUAGUGUGAUGAAGAGUAUGUCACAAUUACAUUAUUCUGGUUUCAAACUGAUGCGCUGGCAGUCAGGCGUGUUACCAUUUUGCCGUUCAGUGACGGAACAGCUGGGAAAUAUGCUUUGAUUCAGCAGAUCACGGAAGCACAGGCUUAUGUCCCAUUGUCAUCAGUGGGACCACUCAUAAUUAACUGCAAGUUUAGCACACGCUGAAUUGUUUUGCUUAAAGGGGGCUGGGAUGGCUCAUGUGCUUAAAUCUGAGCCUCUAUUUAAGUGCUUUGCUGAAUCAAGGCCUAAAUGCAUAUUAGUGAACUAUGUACACUGGUGUAUAGUGGCCUGAACCAAAGCCCAUGGGAACCAAUGGGAAGAUUCCCAUUGAUUUAAUUGAGCUUUGGAUCAGGCCUCAAGAGCUGGCAGGGUAGAUUCAACAAAGACUAAAUGAAAAUGAGUAAAUGAAAAUCACUUUUUGCCAGGUGUCUUGCAGUGGAGAAAAUAUCCAUUUGGUAGGAUGGGAGACUUUCUGAAGAUUCAAUACUUAAGUUACAAACCAAAAAGUUGUUUUGGGCUCCACAAAACAAAACUACCUCCUAGACUGACAUUAGUUCAUAUACUCUGUAUGCUGCACUUGCUCUUCCAAUGUUAUCCAGGAGAUUCACUGCACAGUUAGUAUAACAUUAAUGUCUGUUGUGAGGCUCAUAAUUGAUUCCAGAUGAAAUAUGGCAUUUAAUAAGCGUUUAAGGGUACGAUUUAUUCUUUGAGCGGUUGACUACAUUGAUAUUUUAAUAGGCCCCCAUCAGGCCUCAAAAAUGAUAGUUACAUUGUUUAUAACUGAAUAUUGGCAAUAUGGGAUUCAGUUAAAACAAUCAGCAUAGCUCUGAGUUUCGUAUGAUUAUAAAAUAAUAUUUUUAAAGCUGCUUCACGUACAAUUCUUAUGGUAUGACUGUUUAAGGGAUUAUACUUAAACUAACAUUUUUCUGCUGCAUGAAAACUUAAGUGUAUACAUAACAAACUUCUGUCAACGUGUAGCCAGUCCAGCCUUCCAUGCUUUAGCAGGUCUCCUCUGUGUAUAAUGUAGGUAGGGACCAGAUUCUCAGCAGGUGUAAAUAGGUCUAAUUUCCUUGAUUUCCAUAGAACUACAGGGAUUUAUACCUGCUGAGGAUCUGGCCCUAAAUGUACAGGCUAGACUUACUACAAGUUUUUUCUUUUUAAAGUAGACCCCGGUCCCCAUUUGUAUGUAACAUGGACAUUUAAGAUUGUAAUAUUGUUUGUGCUAUUUAAUAACUUCCUAUUUUGAGGAUUACUGAAUAAUGUAUAUAAUUUUAUUCCCUUUUUUAAAGAAACACCUUCUAGAUAUAACUUUGCCAAAUGUAAAGAUAAGUUCUCUGUCAAGAACUCCAUAAGAACUUUUUUUUUGCUGCUUUUAUUUUGUGUAGUUUGUAAAGUUUGCUGAAAUCCUGAUUUAACAAUGUGUUCUUUGAAUCCUCAGUACUGUACAUAAACGUGUUUCAUUCAGAAAACCCUCUUUUUAAGAAGUGUAGGUAUGUGUAUAGUUCCUAGCAUGAUGAAACUGUCAUUACAGUGAAUAUUCAUUAUAUCCUGUGAAAGAAAGAACAAAAUGUAGUUUAACACAGUGCUAUUUAAUUGGAAUUAUUAUUUGCCUGACAAAAUAAAGUGUGUUGAAACCACUUAA
Messenger RNA from Trachemys scripta elegans, 6588 nucleotides. It is a transcript of the gene SEMA3C, whose product is annotated as semaphorin 3C. The transcript is spliced from 18 exons. The record is from RefSeq and is a predicted model, not a curated record. NCBI's taxonomy places the organism in Eukaryota, Metazoa, Chordata, Testudines, Emydidae. Gene Ontology annotation, molecular function: semaphorin receptor binding; chemorepellent activity. The coding region runs from base 493 to 2748 and encodes 751 amino acids. Gene Ontology annotation, biological process: positive regulation of cell migration; axon guidance; neural crest cell migration.